Entrophospora candida is the source of this 347-nucleotide messenger RNA. The record is from the annotation of a GenBank genome assembly. Lineage: Eukaryota; Fungi; Glomeromycota; Glomeromycetes; Entrophosporales; Entrophosporaceae.
GAAAUGAACUUCGACGAGUCUGGUUAUUAAAGGAGAAUAAUAAUGGUGACUUCACUAUUGUUAAUUUAAACAAAGGUGGAUUUGAUUUUACGCCGUUAAUUACAAACGUAAUUUUGGACUCCUUGGAAAAGUAUAAUCCAACUCAUCGAUCUGACGAAUCACAAAGAUUUACUAUAGAUAAUAAUCUUAGCAAUCCAGGUCAUGUGCUUCCUGUAGCCAUUGAGUAUAGUUUGGACAUUGGACAAAAUAUUAUCGCCGAAAUUGGGCAUUAUCAACAAUCACCAAUCGUUAUCAAGGAGUCCAAAAACUUUCAAUUGGAUUGGAAUAUAAUUGAUAUUAAUCCUUAG